Molecule: messenger RNA, 3087 nt
Organism: Pteronotus mesoamericanus
Lineage: Eukaryota; Metazoa; Chordata; Mammalia; Chiroptera; Mormoopidae
Product: zinc finger protein 85-like
Exons: 6
Coding region: 308-2257 (649 amino acids)
Biological process (GO): regulation of DNA-templated transcription
Source: RefSeq, a predicted model, not a curated record
CCGGAAGUGGCUGUGGAGUGUGGAGGGGUACGCUGGCCUUUCUAGUUUCAAUACUGCUGAUUGAAAUCUGAGCUUCUCAGUCCACAUUUCUAUACGCGUAAAGCCUGAGGGUCACUACAGGCGUUGAAAUACCCGAACGUGCACCUCCUACAGCGCUUUCCAGGUCCUUCUGCCUGUGAGUGUGGUAGAAGUGGAGGAAGGGGCUGUGUGGACGCCUUUGAAGGCACAUCCUCAAAAUGCAGACAUGACUCAUCAGCAUAUCGUCCCCUGAGAAAACAAUCCAGAGCAGGACCAGGACCAGGACAACAUGGCUGCUUCUCAGAGGUCAUUGACCUUCAGGGAUGUGGCUGUAGAUUUCUCUCAGGAGGAGUGGGAGUGCCUGGACCCAGCUCAGCGGAAAUUGUACGUGGAUGUGAUGUUGGAGAACUACAGGAACCUGGUCUCCCUGGGUGUUGUUGUCUCUAAGCCAGUCCUGGUCCCCUUUUUGGAGCAAAUGAAGGAAUACUGGGAUGUGAAGGGGGAAAAAAUAUCUGUCCACCCAGCUAUGUCAUCUGAUGACAACCAGGCCUUGUUACGAAAGCCAGGAAUAGGAGAUUUAUUCUCUAAAAUAACACUGAGUACAUAUAAUGGAGACAGAAGUUACCAAUUCAAUGAACAUUGGAAACACUUUAAUGAAGAGCCAAAUCCUAAUAAACAUCAGAGAACCCAGCUUCCAGAGAACCCUUGUAAAGUCUUUAACCAAAAGUCAAAUCACAGUACAAAACAGAUUAUUUCUAUUGCAGUAGAAAAGACAAACAAACAAAGUAAAUAUAUAAAAUCUUUUAAGGAAUCUUCAAAUCAUACUCAAGAGAAUAUUCAUUCUGGGGAGGAAGCUUACAAAUGUAAUCAACAUGGGAGAAUCUUCAGUCGAAUAUUCAAUCUGAAUAGACAUAAGAAAAGCCAUACUAGUGGUAAACUCUACAAAUGUAAAGAAUGUGGUAAAACAUUUAAUUGGCCUUCAGGUCUUACUAUACAUCAGAUAAUUCAUACUGGAGAGAAGCCUUGCAAAUGCAGGGAAUGCAGCAAAGGCUUUUGCCAGUCUUCAAAACUUACUCAAUAUCAGAGAAUUCAUACUGGAGCGAAGUCUUAUAAAUGUUUAGAAUGUGGGAAACCCUUUAUCUGCCCCUCAGAGCUUACUAAACAUCAGAGAACUCACACAGGAGAGAAACCAUACAAAUGUAGAGAAUGUAGCAAAGCCUUUAUCCAGUCCCCAAACUUUACUGAACAUUGGAGAAUUCAUACUGGAGAGAAGUCUCAUAAACGUAGAGAGUGCAGCAAAGCUUUUAGCCAGCGUUCAGCGCUUACUCAACGUAAGGGAGUUCAUACUGGAGAGAAGACUUAUAAAUGUAGAGAAAGUGGCAAAGGCUUUAGCCGGUCCUCGACCCUUACUGAUGAUCAGAGAAAUCAUACUGGUGAAAAGCCUUACAAAUGUGGACAAUGCGGCAAAGCCUUUAAAUGCUCCUUAAAACUUACUCAUCAUCAGACUAUUCAUAGUGAAGAGAAACCCUACAGAUGUAAGGAGUGUGGAAAAGCCUUUCUGUGGUAUUCAUACCUUACUAAACAUCAAAUAACUCAUUCUCGAGAGAAGCCUUACAAAUGUAGAGAAUGUGGGAAAGAUUUCAAAUGGCAUUCAUAUCUUACUGAACAUGAGAGAAGAGUACAUACUGGGGAGAAACGUUACAAAUGUAGAGACUGUGGUAGAGCCUUUAUCUAUCACUCAGAACUUACUCACCAUCAAAAAAUUCAUAUUGGAGAGAAGCCUUAUAUAUGUAGUGUAUGUGCCAAAGCCUUUAAUCAGCAGUGGUGUCUUAUUCGACAUGAGAAAAUUCAUACUGGAGAGAAACCUUACAAAUGUAUAGAAUGUGGCAAAGCCUUUAGUGCUUCCUCAACCCUUACUGAACAUCAGAGAAUUCAUACGGGAGAGAAGCCUUAUAAGUGUAGAAAAUGUGACAAAGCCUUUAAUCAGCGGUGGUGUCUUACCCGACAUGAGAGAAUCCAUACUGGAGAGAAGCCUUACAAGUGUAGAGAAUGUGGCAAAGACUUUAGGGCUUCCUCAACCCUUACAGAACAUCACAGAAUUCAUACUGGAGAGAAGCCUUAUAAAUGUAGAAAAUGUGACAAAGCCUUUACCCAGCGUUCAAAACUUACUGCACAUCAGAGAGUUCAUACUGGAGAGAAACCUUACAGUUGUAAGGGGUGUGGUAAAACCUUUGCUUGAGAACAAAUCUCACUAAAAAGUAGGUAAUUCAUUCUUGACAGAAGUCUUGUAAGUAUAAAGAAUGGGGCAAAACUAACUCCCAUUAGCUUCUUACACAAACAUCAGAGAAUUUAUACAGGAGAGAAGCCUUAUAAAUGUACUGCAUGUGCCAGAGCCUUUAAUCAGCAGUGGUUUCAUACUAACAGGAGUGAAUUCACACUGGAGAAAAACCUUAUGAUGUAGAGAAUGUGGCAAGGCCUUUAACCUGUGCUCAAAACUUGCUCAACAUUGCAGAAUUCGUGCUGGAGAGUAACAAUAAUAAUGUAAAUAAUUUGGCACAAUAUUUAAUCUUUGUUCAAGCCUUGUUGAGCAUCAGAAAAAUAAGCCUUAUAAAUGUAACACGUGUUCCCAAGUCUUUAUCCUCAAUCAUAUUUCUGUCAACAUUUGAUCAUUAAUACUGCAUUGAAGACUAACAAAAAUAAUGUAGUCAAGGCCUUACCCAGGAUGCAAACCUUACUCAACAUUAGAAUUCAUACAAAAAAAAUACAAUCAAGAAGAUGAAAAGACUUUAUUCAGCAUUCACAGCUUAUUCAACACACAAAAAUUUAUAUUAGAAACUUUAAAAGUAAAGAAUGUGGAACACCUUAUGGCUGGACCUACAACCUCACUCAAUAUUCAGGGAUUGCACAUUGGGGAAGAACUCUACAUUCAUAAUAAAGGAUGAAAAACUUUUGUUCACAUUAUACACUUCACAAAAGCCCAAUUUAUGCCUUAAAGUGACUUUAAAGAUGUAAAGAAUUUGCAAAAGUUUGUAAUUGAAUAUGAAUUUUAAAAUAUCACUGAAUUCACAA